GCUUCAGCACCACCAGCAUUUCUUCCCACUCCCCUUCGAAACCCAACUUCCCCAGAGAAACCCUACAUUUGCUCUUCUGUGUUUCGAUGUGAUUCUUGGAUUUGGCGUUGUCAGUGCUUAAUCCACAAGGUACGGCGGCGCCAUGGAGUCCCAACGCUUUUUGAGGAGAGCCGGGACUCUUCGCCUCGCCAUAUUAAUAAAGCAGCUUGGGUUGGCCUUAGCGACGCCGUGGCGAUGCCAUGGCACUGGGAAGGCUGGCCCAGAGCCUUCUCUGAUUCAUGGGGACUCCAGAAACCUCACGGGAGCCAUGCCCCGACCGCAUUCUUGAUGAUGUAGGGGGAGCUUUUGGUAUGGGUGCUGUUGGUGGUGCUGCCUUCCAUUUCUUGAAAGGCAUUUACAACUCCCCUAAGGGUGAGCGUUUGGUUGGUGCUUCACAAGCUGUUCGUAUGAAUGCCCCUCGUAUUGGUGGUAGUUUUGCAGUGUGGGGUGGGCUGUUCUCCACAUUUGACUGCACGAUGGUGUACCUUCGACAGAAAGAGGAUCCAUGGAACUCCAUUAUAGCUGGUGCAGCAACUGGAGGCUUCCUGCAGAUGCGCCAGGGUUUGGGUGCUGCCUCACGGUCAGCAGCAUUUGGUGGCGUAUUACUUGCUUUGAUUGAGGGAGCCGGGAUCAUGCUAAAUAAAGUCAUGAGUGCACCGCAGAACUUACCACCCAUGGAGGAGCCUCUACCUAAUGUCACAGGUGUGCCUGGCUAUCCAAUGGGGCAAAUUCCAAAUCAAAAUCCGGGAAAUGUUGAAAGUGCUGCAACAAGUUCUGCAUCGUCGUCUUCAUGGUUUGGAGGCUUCUUUGGGAGCAAGGAGGAGAAGGAGGGUGGCGAUGGAAGCAAGACAAAGGUUUUGGAGAGCUUUGAUGCUCCAAAUCCACCAUCGUUCGAGUACAAAUGAAGCCAAUGGGAUAUAAAUAUCUGGUCUUCAAGCUCAUGUCAGUCAGAUGGAAAAUGUUGUUAUCUUGCCAUCUUGGAGCUCAUCUAAAGGCGACGAAAAUGAUGGAAGGUAACUGGCUUUAAACCCAGCAAUUCUUUUCGGAUUUAAUGACUUCGAAAUAUGGUGGCUAAAAUAGGCAUGUCUUGUUUCUGCAAUAGUGAAUCAUCUUGCAUUAACAUUUUGGUUCAUUUUAGGAUUAGGAACAGGAGCCUUGAUGCCUAUAAAUGUACAAGUAUGAAAAGGAAAAAAGUGAAAUAAAUAAACAAAAACUUAAAAUUGUGUUUA
This is a messenger RNA of Andrographis paniculata, 1268 nucleotides long. RefSeq names its product mitochondrial import inner membrane translocase subunit TIM17-2-like. Lineage: Eukaryota; Viridiplantae; Streptophyta; Magnoliopsida; Lamiales; Acanthaceae. Gene Ontology annotation, molecular function: transmembrane protein transporter activity. Gene Ontology annotation, cellular component: TIM23 mitochondrial import inner membrane translocase complex; mitochondrial inner membrane. Gene Ontology annotation, biological process: protein import into mitochondrial matrix. The transcript has 4 exons. The record is from RefSeq and is a predicted model, not a curated record. Bases 279 to 944 code for a protein of 221 amino acids.